Molecule: messenger RNA, 1485 nt
Organism: Trichosurus vulpecula (common brushtail)
Lineage: Eukaryota; Metazoa; Chordata; Mammalia; Diprotodontia; Phalangeridae
Gene: MYOG
Product: myogenin
Exons: 3
Coding region: 1-759 (252 amino acids)
Biological process (GO): positive regulation of transcription by RNA polymerase II; positive regulation of myoblast differentiation; muscle organ development
Molecular function (GO): DNA-binding transcription factor activity, RNA polymerase II-specific; protein dimerization activity; RNA polymerase II cis-regulatory region sequence-specific DNA binding
Source: RefSeq, a predicted model, not a curated record
AUGGCACCCGGCAGUUGGCGUGAGGGGUUUGAGGGGUUGCAGGAGGCCGGGGGCUGGUGGCAAGAGCAAACAUCUCCCGACCCCAUGGAGCUCUACGAGACUUCUCCCUACUUCUACCCUGAGCCCCGCUUCUAUGAGACUGAAAACUACCUGCCUGUCCGGCUCCCGGGUUUCGAGCCCCCGAGCUAUGAGCGGGCUGACCUUGGUCUGGGCCCUGACUGCCGGGUACCACUGGAGGAGAAGGGCUCUGGGACCACUGAACACUGCCCAGGCCAGUGUUUGCCCUGGGCCUGUAAGGUGUGCAAAAGGAAGACAGUGUCUGUGGAUCGAAGGCGGGCAGCGACCCUGAGGGAGAAGCGGCGACUCAAGAAGGUCAAUGAGGCCUUUGAGGCCCUAAAGAGGAGCACCCUGCUCAACCCCAACCAGCGGCUGCCCAAGGUGGAGAUCCUGCGCAGUGCCAUCCAAUAUAUAGAGCGUCUCCAGACGCUGCUCAGCUCCCUCAACCAGGAGGAGCGGGACCUAGCCUGCUACCGCACUGCGGGGCCCCAGCCAGGGGUGCCCAGUGAAUGCAGCUCCCAUAGUGCCUCCUGCAGUCCUGAGUGGGGUACUACACUGGAGUUCAGCAGCAACCCUGGGGACCAUCUGCUCCCAGAUGACACCUCCGAUGCCCACAACCUGCACUCCCUCACGUCCAUUGUGGACAGCAUCACAGUGGAAGAUGUUUCUGCAGCCUUCCCAGAUGAAGCCAUACCGAACUGAGGCUGGCUAUGAGGUGGGGGAGGCUCUCCCAGGAGACCAGGGCCACGGGUACCGCUGCCUCCAAAGCAGGGAUCUCACGGCCUCAGAUGUCUCGAUGCCAGGAAGUCACCCACCGGAACUACCAAGUCUCACAGACUUUCCCAUAUCUCUAAGAGGUUGGAUCAGCCUUUAGAGGAGGUGUCUUCCCUAUUCAGCUGGGUUUUUUUCAGCUCCCUUCUCUCCAGGGAGAGAAAUCAGGGAAUAUUGGGUGGCCCCUCCUGCAUGUCAACCUGGGUUAGCAGCUGCCCCUUUCCAAAAUGCCCCUCUGUCUUAACCCCUCCCUCCAAAAAAAAACCAUUAUGAGUGAUAGGGAUAGGAGCGUGGGCAAUGUGGCCCAUAUGCUCUCAUCUCUCCCUGAUUCCAGUGGCUGGGCUGGGCCCGCCCUAAAUAGGGGAAAUGCUCUAUCCAGGUAUGCCUGGGGGCCAAGCUAUUAUUGGGAUCCUCCCAGUGUUGUUUUGUUUUGUUUUGCUUUGUUUUGUUUUUAUAAAGUGGACAUUUGACCAAUGUCUCCUAGUGCCAAAGUCAGGGGCUCCUGGGAGUAAGGUUACAGGAGGCUGGGGGGAGGGGGAAAUGGCAGUGGGGAUCUUGAGGGUUGUUGGUUUCUUUUUUUUUUUUUUUUACUAAGCAUUGUGUGGUUUUGCCAUUGUUUUGUAAUUUUUUGCUAACUUAUUUAGAUUUCCUUUUUUU